CCUUCUUAAAAAGCUCGCCCCGCCAACACACACCCACAAAGCCAUCUGCACCACAUCACUAGCUGCCGCUUCCUUCUAAAUUAAUUUUCCUGCAAAUUCAUAGCCUUCGUUCAGCAGAGCACAUGGGAAGCUCGGUGCGGGUCCAAGCAGCCGUCGUCAUAACUCCUUCUGAUCCAACUCCAUCUUGUGUUCUCGCCCUCUCCGCUCUCGACUCUCAACUCUUCCUUCGUUUCACUAUAGAGUACCUCUUGAUCUACAGAUCCUGCCCUGGCCUGGACCGCGGGGCCACCUCGGCUCGACUCCAAGCCGCAUUAGCUCAAGCUUUGGUUCCGUACUACCCGUUUGCCGGGAGGGUCAGGCCAAGCCUCGGUGGUUCCGGCCUCGAGGUCGUGUGCAGAGCCCAGGGUGCGUCGUUCAUUGAGGCCUUUUCUGACCGUUACAAAGCCAGCGACUUCUAUAAAGCCCCCAAAACGGUUACUUCCUGGAGAAAACUCUUGUCCCUCUACACGGCUGAUGUUCUCAAAGGAUCACCGCCGCUAGUGGUUCAGCUCACGUGGCUCAACGACGGAGCCGCGGCAGUCGGUGUGGGGAUCAAUCAUUGUGUUUGCGACGGUAUCGGCAGCGCCGAGUUUCUCAAUUGUUUCGCUGAGUUGGCUUCUGGGAAAUGCCCGGCACUCCGGCCGACACCCCUUUGGAACCGUCACCUUCUCAACCCAUCGCACGGGAGUCCCGGUCGGGCCAGCCGGACAAUCCUCCCCGAGUUCACCCGGGUACCCGAUCUGUGCGACUUCGUGACGCGGGUUUCCAGCGAUCUCAAACCAACCUCUAUCAUAUUCGACAAAAGACGCCUGAACGAGCUCAAGAACGUGGCUUGGUCGAUGAGUCCACUCAGCGAGUCUUCCUACACGUCCUUCGAGGUCCUGGCGGCUCAUGUAUGGAGAAGCUGGGCUAGAGCUUUGGCUUUUCCUUCGAACCAAAUCCUAAAGCUGCUCUUCAGCAUCAACGUGCGGAACCGGGUGAAGCCGGGCAUGCCCCAAGGGUACUACGGGAACGCGUUCGUGUUAGGAUGCGCCCAGAGCAGCGCGAGGGAGCUGGUGCACAUGGGUCUGGGGUACGGGUCGGGUCUGGUGAGGAGGGCAAAGGAGAGAGUGGACAACGAAUACGUGAGGGAGGUGGUGGAGCAGGUGUUCGAGUCGAGGGCGAGUCCGGACUUGGUGGGGGUGCUGAUCGUGUCCCAGUGGUCAAGGCUGGGCUUGGAAAGGGUUGACUUCGGGGUGGGAAAGCCAGUCCAUGUGGGACCCAUAUGCUGCGAUCGGUAUUGUCUGUUUUUGCCGGUGAAUGAUGAGAGGGAUGCUGUGAAGGUCAUGGUGGCUGUCCCUACCUCUGCCGUUGACCAGUACCAAUAUUUCCUCAGAGCUUCUCAUUUAUGAGUUUGCUUCUCGUCUGUUGACUUUUUUCUGCUCAGCUGUCAAUUUAGUUAUCUAUUAAUUAAUCCAAUCGCCUUCUCCC
Prosopis cineraria is the source of this 1509-nucleotide messenger RNA. Its product is annotated as alcohol acyltransferase 9. The coding region runs from base 123 to 1430 and encodes 435 amino acids. The transcript has a single exon. NCBI's taxonomy places the organism in Eukaryota, Viridiplantae, Streptophyta, Magnoliopsida, Fabales, Fabaceae. The record is from RefSeq and is a predicted model, not a curated record.